AGCUGAACGAAGGAUUUCUCAAGGCUCAGUAGCACGGAUGGCAGGCUGUAGACUGAGCUCACAACAAGCUUCGACUGGUUGAGGGUUGGUGAGUCACUGCCGAGCAGAAAAGUGAAAGUACAUCCGGAGUGAAAGAGAAAUACCAUAAUUGCCUAAUUAACUGCAAGGAUCAGCAAGUAAGGGGAACAAAGUCUGGAAAAGAAGCAAGUGGGACAGGGUGAGCACAGCUCUGGAGGCUUUCCUGAAAAAUCUGGAGGGAUAAACUGUGCAGCUGGAUGUGAGUUCCCGGCUCUGCUUUGCUGACUGACAUUUCAGCCCCGGAAUAAUGGCAUCUAUGGAGAGUUCGGUCCCGGAGGGGGACGAGGGCACAGGGAUGAACAUAGACCAUGUGAAGCUGAUGCUGCAAGCUGAACAUGAUCAGGUUCAGAACCGAACCUUUACAAACUGGAUGAACACGCAGCUCGCUAAGCACCAGACUCCGUCCACUGUAAAUGAUCUCUUCACUGACCUGCAGAACGGACACCGACUCCUGGACCUGCUGGAGGUGCUCUCCGGUCAGCAGCUGCCCCGGGAAAGAGGGCUGAGAAAUCCCAUUCAAUGGAGGAGCAACAUCGAGACAGCUUUGAAAUUUUUAAGGAAAAAAUCGAUCAAACUGGUGAACAUCAAUGUUCCUGAUAUUGUUGAAGGGAGGCCUACCAUCAUCCUGGGACUGAUCUGGUCCAUCAUAUUACAUUUCCAUCUAGAGGAGCUGGCUGGCAGCCUGGAGUUCUCCCGCCCACCCUCAGUGGAGUCGCUGUGCAGCUUAGAUUCCGAAUCCUCAUGGAGCCCACCUCGGAGACACAGUCCGUCCCUGCAUACCAAGUGGAAGGUGUCCGCACGCAAAGCACUCUUACUCUGGGCUCAGGACAAGGCCAAGAAGGUGGGGAUUGAGAUUCACAACUUUAAUACCAGCUGGAGGAGUGGCCUUGCCUUCCUGGCCAUUAUCCGAGCCCUGCAGCCUGGCCUAGUGGAUAUGGAGAAGCUAAGGAACCGGACAAACAGGGAGAACCUGGAGGAGGCAUUCCGCAUUGCAGAGCAGCAUUUCAAUAUCGCCCGGCUCCUGGAGGCACAAGAUGUGGAUGUGGUAAAUCCCGAUGAGAAGUCGAUUAUAACCUACGUCUCACAGUUUCUUCAGUUCUCCAAGCAGCCAGCCACGGGGGAGUGGGAGUCUGAGGAGCUGGCUCCUUUGGCCCAACCCUCUGCUCUCUUCAGAAACAAACUCCGCCCUUUCCACAGAGACCAGGAGGAUCUGACCCGAAAGGCUGAGGAGAUCACAGAAUGGCUGAGCCAGAAUGAGAAGGAGUUGUCUGAAGCCUUAGUUCAGGCAGUGGGUGUACGGUACGAGGAGAAAUACCAGAUGUUCCAGAGAUACGAUGCUGCCAUAAAUGACAGGAAGAAAUCCAUCAUGGCUGUCCUCUCUGCUCUGAAGAAGGCAUCGUCACCUCCUGGGGACCGAGUGCGGCUGAAACAGACCUGGACCAAGCUGCGAGCCACGAUGAAGGAGUGGGAGGUGGCCCUGGACUAUAGCCUUCCCCCGCCACUGGACAGUGUGGGAGCCUGGGUUUGUACAGUAGAGAGCCACCUGACAGAAGACAGCACAGAAGAACUGGACUAUGAAGAGGCAGCGAGCCGGGCACACACAAACCUCCAGAUGUUUAAGGCCCUGAUGGAAGAAAACAAAGUGCAUCUGGGAAUCCUGCAGGACUUUGCGGCCCAGGCGGGAGCCGGAGGUGUGGCUCAGACCGUCCCACAGCAGAAGAUGGAGGAGCUGCUAAGGAGGUUUAUGGGUGUGCGAGUAACUGCCAAGCACCAUGGGGUCAGGCUGGAGUUCCGUGCCAGCCGGUACUCUGUCCUGGCCCUGCUUUCCUCGUCCACGGUGAGGCUGGACUCCUGGCGUGGGCCGUAUACAGACCAGGACAAGGUGGAGCACCUGUUGCUGGACUGGAAAGGCUUUGUGGAGGGCGAGCGGUUUCCAGCGCGGGUGGAGGCAGCACUUGACAGACUGCGGAAGGCUGUCGGCGAGUGUGUGAGCCGAGCAGCACUGGCCGGUGACCACGAGCAUGUUACCAAUUGCUUGAGGGAGGCUGAAUCGGAAUGGAGUGAGCGCAGCAAGUUCCUGUGGGAUGUGAAGGAGGUUUUGGAGCGCGUGAUUACCACCUGGGGGCUGUACCGGGAGGCUGGCCGCUCACUGUGGGGAUGGUUCUCUGAAGCACACAAGAUGCCCAUCCCUUCAGAGACUCCUGUACCAGAUCUGCCUCGGUGGCGUCCUGUGCACCAGUUGCUGAACUCUGCUGGAAACUUCCUGAUGGAAGUGAGCGAUGAGACGCGGGCCUGUGAGAUCUCGGCGGAGCUGGGAGAACUGAACACCACGUGGGCUGAGCUGAUGGUGAAGUGGAAAUGUGUGUCGUGUUCUGAUGUAGCGGAGGAGACGGGUUCAAUGGGGCUACUUGUUGGUCAAGGUGAAGGGUCACUGACCCGGCCGCUCACCAUAUCUGCCUCACCCGUCGUGCAGCAGGAUCCAGUGCAGAGAGUGAUGGAUAUUCCGGACUCCGGGCCAUGCUCAGCAGAGCUGGAGCGAACUUCGGAAGCCGAUGUAAGAAGCAACUUCGAGGCCUGCCGUCAGCGUGUGGAAGCGAGCAUUCAAGGGGCUGUGUACUUCCUCCAGGACAAAGGGCUGCCGAGAACCCUGCUGGCCAAGCACCAGGAAGUAUUCAGCAGUUUCAAUCCUUGGAUCCUACAAAGCUUUCUCGAAGCCACAGACAAAAUCAAAGGUAUCAUACCUGUGGACAGGAGGCCGUCGGUGGAGGAGAUGAGAGAGGUGAUAUGCAGCAAAUGGGAGACUGUUCGCUGCACAGUGACCUCCCAGCUGUACCGGCUCCGGUUUGAGGUGGAACACGACAACUUCCAAAAGGCGGCCCAGGAAUGUGAGAUCCAGCUGGGCAAGGAGAGCGUACUCUACUCACUCUGUACAGAGGAGCUGCUGGAGGAGCAUCAGCUGUACUUUUGUGAAAAGAAUUCUCUGGCUGGAGCCCAGCAGCAUUUGGUGGCUAUGAGGGAGUUGUAUGAGGCCUUGAGAGAGCACAAUGUGGAGCUGGACAUAAAGGCUCAGCUUCUGUCCUGUGAGGAGCGUCAGGAGGUACUGGAGGGGCUGGCGGAUAGUGUCUACAACAAGCUGCUGCAGCGCUGUGGGCACAGACAAUCCACACAAGUCUCUCCCCUUGGAGAGGACCCUGAUGGCACCACAGAACUAGCAACAGAGAUUCAGCUUAGAAAGGACCAGGCUAAGGCCAAAGGAGCAGAACCAGGGCAAGGGCCAGUGACUGAUGGAGAGAAAUCUGCUCAAAACAAAGCCAUGAUCUUAAGUGGGGAAGAGCAGCGGAGUGAUCUACUGAGGGAGAACAUUGCUCAAAUGAUAGCUGUGUCUGUGAAUGAAGCAGACAGGACUGAUAGAUCAGGAACAGAGGAAUCUGCUCAAAGCGUCAUCACGAUUAUAGCAGAAGAACAGGCUGCUGAGCUCACUGAGGAGGAUUUUACUCCAAUGAAGAGGAUUGAAGAAGACCUUAUUGAUAAGCAAGCAGGAGAUUGUGGUCAGCCGGUGACGGAUUCUCCACGGGGACAUGUCCAUGCUGACCAUUCAGACAACCAGGGCGUUCGUCCGUUGGUAUCAGUGGCUUUGACUGGACCAGACCUGGGUCACAGCCCAGUAAGAGAGCAGUUAGUUGACAGAGUGACUGAUGUACCUGGGGAAGAGCAGAUCAUUGACAUAGAGAGAGAGAGAGAGCACACUGCUCACACCGUGACUGAGGUACCUGGGGAAGAGCAGAUCACUGACAGAGAGAGAGAGGACACUGCUCACACCAUGACUGAUGUACCUGGGGAAGAGCAGAUCACUGACAGAGAGAGAGAGGACACUGCUCACACAGUGACUGAUGUACCUGGGGGAGAGCAGAUCACUGACAGAGAGAGAGAGGACACUGCUCACAGAGUAACUGAGGUACCUGGGGGAGAGCAGAUCACUGACAGAGAGAGAGAGGACACUGCUCACACCGUGACUGAUGUACCUGGGGGAGAGCAGAUCAUUGACAGAGAGAGAGAGGACACUGUUCACAUAGUGACUGACUUACCUGAGGGAGAGCAGAUCACUGACAGAGAGAGAGAGGACACUGCUUACAGAGUAACUGAGGUACCUGGGGGAGAGCAGAUCACUGACAGAAAGAGAGAGGACACUGCUCACACAGUGACUGACUUACCUGAGGGAGAGCAGAUCACUGACAGAGAGAGAGAGGACACUGCUCACACAGUGACUGAUGUACCUGGGGAAGAGCAGAUAACUGACAGAGAGAGAGAGGACACUGCUCACACAGUGACUGACUUACCUGGGGGAGAGCAGAUCACUGACAGAGAGAGAGAGGACACUGUUCACACAGUGACUGACUUACCUGAGGGAGAGCAGAUCACUGACAGAGAGAGAGAGGACACUGUUCACACAGUGACUGACUUACCUGAGGGAGAGCAGAUCACUGACAGAGAGAGAGAGGACACUGCUCACAGAGUAACUGAGGUACCUGGGGGAGAGCAGAUCACUGACACAGAGAGAGAGGACACUGCUCACACCGUGACUGAUGUACCUGGGGGAGAGCAGAUCAUUGACAGAGAGAGAGAGCACACUGCUCACACAGUGACUGACGAACCUGAAGGAGAGCAGAUUAUUGACAGAGAGAGAGAGGAUCAGUCAAUGACAGUGGCUCAGAAUGGAGAUGAUGAGUGGGUAGACAUGAAGGUAGCAGAUGGUUGUGUGGCAUUGCGGCAGCAGCAGGUGGCCGGGAAAGACAAGCGUGAGCCACCGAAUGAAGCUUCCUCUCAGCCUCUCAGCACCACCGAGGAGGGCGAUGGGCCCAUCAACGAGGACUCGGGGCAGUCAACUCACAGUGUGGAGCAGGAGUUAGAUGACUGUGAUUGGGACAAGGCAUGGGGGUCAGUGGAUCCUGAGCCCAGGCAGACCGCUGCUCGGCGUUCCCUGCAGACCCAGGUUUCCGGGGAAAGUUACCCACCUGCAUCGCCAUGGCUGACUGGGGUGGAGGAGAGUGUCGCUUUACAGUCAUUACUGGAGGCCUUCAACACUAAAGAACAGCAGCUUCUGAGCAGUUUGCAGGCCACUGAGGGAAGUCUGGAGGUGAUUGGGCUGAGGGAAGGCUCUCUGGCUGCAGUGCAGCACAGGCUGCAGUGUCUGAAUGAGCUGGAUUACGAGCUGCAGAGCCGGAGCCCGGAGCUGGACAACCUGCGGCAUCUUAGUAACCAGAUCGUGGCGAUGAGCGGUGCCCACGCAGGCCAAGCCACACGGAAGCUGGAGGAGGUGGACACGAGAUGGGAAGACACUAAGAAACAUAUCCAGGAGUGGCAUGACCAUUGCUGUGUCCUGGUGGUGCUUCUCCGAGAGACCCAGAAGAUUACAAAGGAUCUUGUGAGCACAGUGCAGGAAGCAGAGGAGGCAAUGGCAGCUCAGGGGCACUGGGAGCGGAGAGAUAUUCUGCAGGUGGCAAUAACCAGACUGGAGGUAGUGAAACGCGACUGCACUGACCAGGAAACUAACGUGAUGGACCUGCGGAGCCUGGGUCAGCAGCUGGAGUUGGAACUGAGCAGAUUGGGCUGUGACUCUGAGCUGUUCGGGAGUGAAGCUCAGUGCUUGGUGCAGCGCUGGCGCAAGGUGAUGGAAACGCUGGACAGCAGCACAGCCCGACUGAAGGCAGGGCUGUCCCUGUGGGAGCAACUGAGCAGCUCAGCCACCGAGGGGGAGAAGUCAGAGGCAGUGAAGUGUGAGAUUGUGAGAGCGCGGGACAGCAGUCUGGAGUUGUUACAGGGUGAAAUUCAAUGCCAGGAACAGAAGAUUGAAAACUUACGGGAAAAAACUGGUGAAAUUCAGGAGCUGCUGCAGUGGCAGGACACACCAGAGGAAUUACAGGUCCUGGAGACGUGUCUCAGACUGAGGCUGGAGGAGCUAAUGACUGGGUCCCCCACACAGGGUGUGGAGAUGAGUAACGGAGCUGUGGGACCAAGUCAGGCUGGGCUGGAGACCCCUGGACCCUCCCACAGCUGUCCCCUCGUGGUGCCUCCUGGUGACCUGCAGGUUUCAGAUGUUGCUGUGGGCAGUGAGUGUGAGCGUCUGUGGCCGGGGGUUCACAGCAGGAUGACGGUGAUGGAAGGUGAGGUCCAGCUGCUGGAGGAGCAAGGCUCAGAGCUGGAGCCCCGGGAGCUGCAGGAGCAGCUACAGGCACUGGAGGCUCUCUAUACAGAACUGGAGAUCAUCAGACACGCACUGGAGCCCAGCGCACAGCCUAGAGCAGAGGGAAUGUCACUGACACACAGUGGAGCAGAGGGAAUGUCACUGACACACAGCGGA
Messenger RNA from Callorhinchus milii (elephant shark), 6436 nucleotides. RefSeq lists its product as uncharacterized. Gene Ontology annotation, molecular function: protein binding. The transcript is spliced from 34 exons. The annotation marks the transcript as partial. Lineage: Eukaryota; Metazoa; Chordata; Chondrichthyes; Chimaeriformes; Callorhinchidae. The record is from RefSeq and is a predicted model, not a curated record.